Messenger RNA from Lactuca saligna, 493 nucleotides. The record is from the annotation of a GenBank genome assembly. Lineage: Eukaryota; Viridiplantae; Streptophyta; Magnoliopsida; Asterales; Asteraceae.
AUGUCUAUCAAAUCAAAACCCUGGAUCGUCUCCUCCGAACUGAAGCAACGUUUCUCAGAGACAGUUAAUUUCGCCAAUAUGGCUUUGGGAUUAUUACUUGGAAUAGGUCGAGCAUACAGAAGAAAACGAACAUCUUCACUCAACAUUCUCACUUCAAAAACAGGUCCUCGUGAUUACUACAAGGGCAAAAACUGUAAACCAACUGGUUUUCACACACGCAAAGGUGGUUAUGUUGUGGUGCAAGAAAAGUUGCCAAACUAUGUGGUUCCAGAUUUGACUGAUUUCAAGCUGAAGCCAUAUGUUUCCCAAUGUGCUAAUACAACAGAUGCUGCUGCUUCUUCAACUUAACUGUAUUAUUAAAACUUUUAAGUUUUUAUUAUUUAAUAAUAUUUUAGACUUUGUUAACACUCAAAAGUGUCAUACAUGGAAUUUGCGUUGUGGUUUCCUUGAAUGUUUGCUGACAUUGUUAAGUCAUAAAAAUGGUUUUUUUUUU